AUGUCGCGCACAUCAACAGCAGCCGCAACCGGCUUCUUCCAGCACCACGCUGUCUUCCAGCCCUUUUCAGCGCUGCACGACGAACAGGUCGUGCAGAGCGCUCGACGCGCUGCCGCCAAGGCCAGGGAACAAGGCUCGGUUCACGUCUCAUUCGAACCUCAGCUGCAACGAUGGGACACGAACGAGUCUCGAGCGAGCUCAAUAUCCAGCGCUUCUCAGAGCAGCUACGGAAGCUCCCUCUUCGACGCUGAGCGAAGGAGAGGCAGUGCAAACGUGAGUGUGGUCUUCUGUCUUGCUCGCGCAGUCCCCGAGUAGAGAGCUGUGACUGAUACCGUCGAUGUGCUGCUCACCUUCUUAUAGAGCUCCGCUGCCUCUUCUAUUCGUGCCAAAUCCAUCUAUAUGCACGCGUCCAAGGGCUCAGAAGAGACAUUGGCAGACUGUGCCCGCGACGAGGAGGAGGAUAAUGGUUUAAGCCUUCGCAGGAUGCCGGCUCGCCGAUAA
This is a messenger RNA of Ceraceosorus bombacis, 501 nucleotides long. Lineage: Eukaryota; Fungi; Basidiomycota; Exobasidiomycetes; Ceraceosorales; Ceraceosoraceae. The record is from the annotation of a GenBank genome assembly.